AUGACUGUCCACUAUAAUCCAGUCACAAAGGAGCCCUAUCUCCAGCUCCCAGCACCAUGUGCCAACAUCAUAAUCACUCCGUACCGCGAGCACCAGAUCAAAGAAGACACAAAUGCCAUGACCAGCUCUCUCAAUGGCCCGAGAGUAUACACCUGGUUGCAAGGUCCCCCUUACCCUUUCCUACCCGAACACGGGGAAGAUUGGAUCAAGACGAAGAUCCAAGAAAACAAAGCCGCAGUGGCAGCACUACAAGAUGAAUUCGAGAACAAACCCCAGACCGAUGCCUCCCAUCAAGCCCAAACCGAGAACAAGUUCUUCGGCCAAUGUCCAUUCCUCUGCAUUCGUGAAGUGGGCGAGGACCCAAGCGGUGCGCAAGAUACCUUGAUAGGAGAAAUCGCACUCAUCCGAUAUUCAUUCUAUGAAAUCCGACGCAACAGCUGGGAACUUGCAUUAGUCCAAGCCCAUAACAAACAAUUGCCUGUGGGGCACGAGGAUAUUGUCUGGACUUUAGGAUGUACGAUUCGGCUCUCCACUAUGUAUUAUGCGCUAACAGAUACAGAUUACCUUUCCCCCACUCACCAUGGAAAAGGGAUAAUGAGCCGGGCUGUUCAAGCUGUGAUCAGGGAUUGGGCCGUGCCGAGGAUGAAUAUGAAUCAUCUCAGAGGAAGUUUUGUUGUGGGAAAUGUGGGGAGUCAGAGGGUUUUUGAGCGCAAUAACUUUGAGGAAGUUGGUGUCUUUAAGGACUGGCUACCAGAGAAUUCUAAGAAGAGUCUGGGGAAGAUGUCGAUUGUGAUUAUGGAAUGGAAGGGGCUUCUAGAGUCCUGA
Penicillium salamii is the source of this 825-nucleotide messenger RNA. Lineage: Eukaryota; Fungi; Ascomycota; Eurotiomycetes; Eurotiales; Aspergillaceae. The record is from the annotation of a GenBank genome assembly.